Molecule: messenger RNA, 1337 nt
Organism: Leopardus geoffroyi (Geoffroy's cat)
Lineage: Eukaryota; Metazoa; Chordata; Mammalia; Carnivora; Felidae
Gene: FHL5
Product: four and a half LIM domains 5
Exons: 7
Coding region: 413-1267 (284 amino acids)
Biological process (GO): positive regulation of transcription by RNA polymerase II
Cellular component (GO): Z disc; nucleus
Molecular function (GO): transcription coactivator activity
Source: RefSeq, a predicted model, not a curated record
CAGGCAGAAAGAAGCAGGGAGUGGUAAGUCCUCAGUGCACGUGCAGGAAGCAGGUAGCUACCUGGAGUUAUUCUAUUCAAAUCCAAGGCUCAAAGUUCCCAAGUUUCCCAAGAAGGCAGUGAUAGAAGCCACAACCCAGGGUUUAUCUCUCAAGCUACCAAAAAUUCUUCAGCCCAGUAGGAGUCAGCUACAUACACAUCACAAGACUUGGAGGAAACCCACUCACCCUCCUAUUUUCUUCUACAAAGUUGAAAAAGCUGCAAUUGGGGGAACCCUCAGAUAGCUCUGGUGGUUCAUUCUGUUCCUCUUGGAGUUGACAUUUGGAUGUGUUGGAGGAAAAAAAAUCAUCAUAUAUUCUUUCCUACUCUUUAAAUCACAGGAAGAAGCAACUUAAGAAAAAGACUGAACCAAAAUGACAACUGGUCAAUUCGAUUGUCAAUACUGCGCAGCAUCACUUCUUGGGAAGAAGUACAUACUGAAGAAUGACAAUCCAUACUGUGUUUCCUGUUACGAUCGUAUUUUUUCUAACUAUUGUGAGGAAUGCAAAGAACCAAUUGAAUCAGAUUCCAAGGAUCUUUGUUACAAAGGCCGACACUGGCAUGAACAAUGCUUCAGUUGCGCCAAAUGCAAUCACUCUCUGGUGGAAAAGCCUUUUGCUGCCAAGGAUGAGCGACUGCUGUGCUCAGAAUGUUAUUCUAACGAGUGCUCCUCCAAGUGCUUCCACUGCAAGAAGACCAUCAUGCCUGGUUCCCGCAAAAUGGAAUUUAAGGGAAACUACUGGCAUGAAACCUGCUUUGUGUGUGAGCAUUGCCGACAGCCAAUAGGAACUAAACCUUUGAUUUCCAAAGAGAGUGGCAAUUACUGUGUACCGUGUUUUGAGAAGGAGUUUGCUCACUACUGCAGCUUUUGUAAGAAGGUGGUGACUUCAGGUGGGAUAACAUUUCGUGACCAGCCAUGGCAUAAAGAGUGUUUUCUAUGCAGUGGCUGUAGGAAAGAGCUCUGUGAAGAGGAGUUUAUGUCCAGAGAUGAUUAUCCAUUCUGUGUGGACUGCUACAACCAUCUUUAUGCCAAAAGGUGUGAAGCCUGCACCAAACCCAUUACUGGUCUCAAAGGUGCCAAGUUUAUCUGCUUUCAAGACCGGCAAUGGCACAGCGAAUGCUUCAACUGUGGGAAGUGCUCAGUCUCCUUGGUGGGGGAAGGCUUCCUGACCCAGAACAAGGAAAUCUUUUGCCGCAAGUGUGGUUCUGGAAUGGACACUGACAUCUAGAGGGAGAUAGUCUGUCCUCACCUGAAAUCCACCUUGCUUUUGUUCUCACUAAAUCCAGAACUUGCUUGAA